UGUAAACAAUGGGGGGGAGCGGAGUUAAUCCCGGCCCCGCCGCCGCCCGGCUCAGUGCUGCGGCCGCCGCCCCCCGCAGGCUUCUCUCGGGUCCGCUGCGCCCCGCCGCAGGCUUCUCUCGGGUCCGCAGCCAGCUGUGGGAAAACACCGGGGAUCCAGCAUGUCUGCCGACGUCUGGGUGGGAGCAUGGAGACCCCACCGGCCCAAAGGGCCCAUCGCUGCUCUCUACAGCAGUCCCGGGCCCAAGUACGGGCUCCCCACAAACGUAGGUUACCCCCUUCACGACCCCUCCCGCUACCGAGCCCCCGCGUACAGCUUCGGCAUCCGCCGCCUCUAUCUGCAGGAUGAGUGCUCCCCGGGACCCAAGUACAUGGUGCCAGCCAAGAUGACCAUGAAGGGCAAAGAUGGUAACCCUGCCUACUCCAUCUAUGGCCGUCCCAGGGACCUGAUGCCCUUCCUGACCCCCGGGCCAGGUCGAUAUUCUCCAGAGAAGGCAGGGAAAUGGGCCUAUCACUCCGCGCCCAUCUAUUCGCUCGCCUCGCGCACGAAGGAGUUUGCGAAUGACCAGACUCCAGGGCCUGCUGCCUAUGGGCUCCCCCCAAUGAUCGGGCCUAAGGUCGUCGGCAAGAGCACUGCCCCAAACUAUUCCCUCCUGGGGCGCAGCUUGGUCGGCAGCUUCUAUGAGGACCUGAGCAAGACGCCAGGGCCCUGUAACUAUCGUGUGGUGGAACCCAGCGUGUACAAGACCCGGGCCCCCCAGUACAGCAUGCUUGCCCGCAACAUGCUCCCUGGGGACAACACGCAGAAACCAGGGCCCGGGGCGCACAGCCCGGAGAAGUACGUCCAGCAGCGUGGCCAGACCUUUGGGAUCCGCCACUCCGACUACCUGGCACCCCUCAUCGUGGAUGUGGUGGAUUAAGCGAGCGCGGUCGGAGGAGCAGAGGGAGCAGCUGGUUGCAGGCGUUAGAGAGAGGGACGGGCUGGACAAGAAUUUUGCAUUUGAAAAUC
Mauremys reevesii (Reeves's turtle) is the source of this 1008-nucleotide messenger RNA. It is a transcript of the gene CIMAP1B, whose product is annotated as outer dense fiber of sperm tails 3B. NCBI's taxonomy places the organism in Eukaryota, Metazoa, Chordata, Testudines, Geoemydidae. The transcript is spliced from 7 exons. Gene Ontology annotation, cellular component: cytoskeleton. Bases 161 to 919 code for a protein of 252 amino acids. The record is from RefSeq and is a predicted model, not a curated record.